Molecule: messenger RNA, 1334 nt
Organism: Brassica rapa (field mustard)
Lineage: Eukaryota; Viridiplantae; Streptophyta; Magnoliopsida; Brassicales; Brassicaceae
Product: dirigent protein 6-like
Source: RefSeq, a predicted model, not a curated record
UAGUCUGCUUUUUUUUUGUUCAUUUGGAGGAAUUUCAUAAAUGUAAAAGAUAUAUCAACACCUUUACAAUCACACCGAUGCGCCACAAAUACUAAGAGGGAUAGACUCGAACACAGUACACGAGUACACUCGCCUUAUGUUGUCCACGUUGAUCUGGAGCUUCCUGUUUCACUUUGUCUUAAGUUUUAAGUUUCUUUUGUUGUAAAAUAUAUACAUAUAUAUUCGGACAUUUUCAAUAAGUUAAAAUGGUGGGGCUUGUGACUACUACACAUUGCAUAAGGCCAGUGUUUCUCAUGUGUUUUUUUUUUAAGGCUGAGCUACGCUUGGCUGGAUGUAUCCUUUCGUUUAUAUUUUGAAAGAAAAAGUUAGUAGUUGGGACAAUAACAUAUAGAAUUUGCCACAUGAUGCCUUUAAAUUUUUAUCUAAGAAUUUUUGGAAUAUACCUGGGAGACGAAGAAUAUCAACAAACCAAUUAUGAGUCACUCAAAGCCAUUUUUAUACCAAAUUAAGAAAAAAGAUGUGAUCAAUUGUGUGUAUAAAUAAGGUCACAAUAGCCCUCACAAUAGCCCUCUACCUAUUCACAAAUCAACACCAUUACUUAUUCUUACUUAACUCUAGAAUCAUGGCAAAUCACUCGAAACAAAUAUUCAAAACCCUAUUGUCUUUCUUCUUAUUUGUUUUACUCCUUUCUGAUACUGUCUCAUCGGUCCGGAAAUCAAUCAACCUGAAAAAACCAUGCAGAAGUUUCCUCUUCCAUCUCCAUAACGUUGCGUACGAUAGUGAUAACACGGCUAAUGCCACAUCAGCAACAAUCAUAAACCCUUUAGGACUAGGGAACUUCAAUUUUGGAAAAUAUGUAAUCUUUGACAACCCUGUGACAAUGGAUGAGAACUACCUCUCCGAACCAGUGGCUCGUGCACAAGGCUUCUUCUUCUACAACAAGAAGACGACUUACAACAUAUGGAUGGCUUGUACAUUGGUUUUCAACUCGACGCAACACAAAGGGACAAUGACCAUAAUGGAUGCGAAUCCGAUGAUGGAGCCUACCAGGGACCUAGCGAUCGUUGGUGGCACUGGUGAUUUCAUCAUGGCUCGUGGGAUUGUUACGCUCACGACUGAUCUCAUUCAAGAGAGCAAGUAUUUCCGUCUCAAACUGGAUAUUAAACUCUACGAGUGCUACUAAUAUGUAUAUGUUCCUUUUCUUCUUUUGGAUUUGAUGUGUGUGUGUGGACAUUUUAACAUUGCAUUCAACGUGAUGUUUCUUCAAGUUUUUAAUGCUAUUGUAAUUCGCUUGUAACGAGUUUUAUGAUGAAAUAUAUUUUUUGUUUUGCUUA